GGACAAAGUGUGCAGCACUGCAGCCCCCUUCUCGCCCGGCCCCAGCAGCACGUACUGCCCUCCCAAAGCCUCUACUCCAUCCUACUCACCGCACAAAUAAAACCCGCGGCCCGCUCCAGGCUGCAGGACAUACAUGCCACGCGCUGGCGCUGUAAGCAGUCACAAAACGCAUCCCAGGAUGACAGGAUCGCUUACAUUCCCCCCCCUUAGAAGGGUGCGUCCUCGAACCCAAUUUUUUGCUGGCGGCGGUCAGCGGGUUUAGCACUCAGCGCGUACAAGGGCUUGCCGUUGUUUAAGCUCGGUGCGUGACUGUGAGAUAAGCGCGCUUGGCGCGGAUCGACCUUGCGACCUCGGAGGCCGUAUCGCACGUAUGCGCUAUUCGGUCUCGAUACCAAUUCUGCAGUGGCAUUGCAAUGACUCACCGGCACCAGGAGGCACGGCAGCGCGCCGGUUGCUGCCCUGGGGGCAGCCUCGGCCAAUUGGCCCGCUGGCGGGGUUAGGGGGGAUCACAGACUUCCGAUGGAUUUCGAGCACCUUUAAAUCAUGGCAUCCGUCAUCAGGCUGGCCGUGGCAGAAGCCAUUCGCGCAGAGACCAGCGGAGCCGACCAGAUUAACCUCCUGGCAUUCCUUAUGUGCAUGACCGACACCCAGCUUUCCGUCCUUCGGGAAACUGACACUAGCGAGUUCUUUGUGAAGUUUGUGCGAGCGUCGAAGGCGUUGCGUGCUGGCGCGACGGCUGGCCCGGUCGUGGAGAGCACGUCAAGAGCCGGUGGCAUCGCUGGCGCGCCAGCCGCGGAGCACCCGCGCGACCAGCAAGCGCCAUCGCCCACGUCAUCUGCCCCGUGUAAGUCCGUCAACACGUGGUGGCCUGCCUGCUGGCUGGGUUCUGUGACACCGCUGUGGCAAAUGCGAGGAGGAGACGCGGGCAGCCAGCAGCGGCAGCACGAGGACUUAGCCGCAGCGUCCACCAUGCCUGUUAGUACAGACCCGCCCUCAGUGGUUUCAACGCACACUGCUGGCGCGACCAACAGCCUGCCAGGCAGCUCGCCUUUCCCCUCCAAGCACCUGUCUACCUGUCGUCAGCGCCGCUCACACUGUGCCGGUCCUCCUCAUGCGGCUUCAGCAGACGGUACUCUCUAGCGCUCCUGCUGCUGCUGCGCGCGUUCAUGGCCAGCCCGACGUGCAUGACGGUGGUGGAGCGGCCGACGUGGAUGAUCGGGAUGGACGGCAUGCAGUGCUGAGCAGGACGCGUCCCUGCUCCUGCUGGCCGUACGCCUCGCUGGUGCAGAGAUGAACCACAGCGCGCAUCACCAAUCACUCGUCAGUGCGGCUGGGCAGCUCCACAUCCUAGGCGCUCGCUGCUGCCCUGCCUGGCUGCGGCGGGCGCUGCCGGCUUUGGUGCGUGGCAGCUUGCUGGAUGGGCGGUAUUGGGGCCGAGUCUGUGUUCGCCAUGGUUACCACGGCCGCGCACUGGCUGAUGCUGUCCAUGUUGUUCACAGCUGCCAAUCCGCUCUCGACGUCAUUUUGAACGGCGAGGGGCCCACUUAGGUAGCGUUCAGACACUGGUCGGGUGCGCGUAUGCGGCCGUUCAGCGCGACGACUGAUGUGCGGUGUGAAUUACUUUCACAUGUGUUCUGGACCACAGUAGUAGCGAUUAUUGGCCAGCAAACUUGGCGUAAAGAGGACUCGCAUCGCAUGUAUGUACACGAGGAAGGGCGCCUGGCUGAUGAGCAUAAACUGGAAUGUCGCCUGGAUGCUGGGCGUGCAUGUGUGGCACGCACAUCUCUUACAAUAGUACACCACAUCUGAAGAGCGUGCGCAAAUGCUGUGCAAGUGUUGUCGUGGUGCGAAGUGGAGUGGAACUUAGUCCAUGUUCAGGAGGGUUGGUCGGACGGACAACGCCUGCGCGUGUGUGCGUCUGCCUUGAUUGCGCCGGUACGGCCACACAUCGACAACACAUACACAGACGCACACACGCGCAGGCAGGAGUCUCACUGCGGCAUCAGUAUUGCGGCACGACACAUUCCUGCUUACAAUGGGCGCACUGCUACAAAAUGCCACGUCACCCAUGUGUAGCACACAAAUGCUUUGAAUAGAAACGAAAACCAAUGCGGCCCCAUGAAAUAAAUGGUCCACUCUUGCGUGCGUGGCGCCACUUGUACGACUUUGCCUUGCGCCGGUACGGCCACACAUCGACAACACAUACACAAAGUCGAACAAGUGGCGCCACGCACGCAAGAGUGGACCAUUUACUUCAUGUAUGGGGCCGCAUUGGUUUUCGUUUCUAUUCAAAGCAUUUGUGUGCUACACAAGGGUGACGUGGCAUUUUGUAGCAGUGCACCCAUUGUAAGCAGGAGUGUGUCGUGCCGCAAUGCUGAUGCCGCUGAGAGACUCAAACACAGCCGAGUUCUGGAUGCUAGUGUGUAUGUGUACCAUGUACGUGUAUUCGUGGCCAUUUCUUGAAAGGCGAACGCGCACAGGUGGGGUCGUCAAUGAUUUCAAGAACGAAGUCCGUGCAAGGACCAUCGUAUUUAAUGACGGUGUCUCUGCAUUUGGAGGCAGCGCAGGAGUCUGCAGUGGGUCUACUGAUGGCAUCACGCCCUAGCACUGUGCGGGGGCUGCACGCAUGUGUGCGGAGGGCGUACGGCAUUGGUCGGGUGGGAGGCACGGGGCGCAAGCACACACGCGCCGAACGCUGUUGGUGCCCCAUCCACACACUGCGGGUGGGCGCGCGGGGUUGCGGAGCUUCGGCAGAAUGCAUUGGUUACAAGAGGGGCUUGCUGACGCGAGUCGCGAGCGAUAUCUGCCCUGGACCUUGGUGACGUGCCAAGCGCUGCUGGGCAACUAACGUCGAGACGUGUACAGGCAGUGGUUUGCGGAUGCAUGUAUGUUUGCUAAAGCGACCGUAGGAUUGAGGGCAGCUUCUGUGUAUGUACACCAUACCUAGCGGCUGGCUGGCCGCGGGGGCGGCAUGGAAGUGUUUGGCCUCAGCCUUGUGCGCGUGGGACCUGCGGGUCCACGUCGUGGUUAGCACCCGGACUGGUGUCGCUUCCACGGGAAGCUUGUAUGUUUCUUGAUAUGCGGCUGGGCCACGCCGCCUGUGAUGAUGGGCGCUGCUGCGUGUCAAACACCAUACUUUUCACCUGGACUUUGACAAUAAUUUUGAAUCCGCAAACACCCGCUUAAAGUUUGAGGGGUUCAAGGGUUCAGAACCAUGCAUGUGUUUUUCAUAGUGGACAAGCGCAGUGUUUCCAAAAGCUUAUACAAGGUAUUAGCGUUAUAGUACCCCACGGGUACCUGCCUGCUCAAGACAUUUAACUUCC
Molecule: messenger RNA, 3323 nt
Organism: Chlamydomonas reinhardtii
Lineage: Eukaryota; Viridiplantae; Chlorophyta; Chlorophyceae; Chlamydomonadales; Chlamydomonadaceae
Exons: 5
Coding region: 544-1140 (198 amino acids)
Source: RefSeq, a predicted model, not a curated record